This is a messenger RNA of Symsagittifera roscoffensis, 2313 nucleotides long. Its product is annotated as cingulin-like. Bases 449 to 2140 code for a protein of 563 amino acids. The transcript has 15 exons. NCBI's taxonomy places the organism in Eukaryota, Metazoa, Xenacoelomorpha, Acoela, Convolutidae. The record is from RefSeq and is a predicted model, not a curated record.
UUAAAGCUACCAAACGCACGUGUUUUGAUUUUUAAAUCAUACUGUUUGAGUGUACAGGAACAAUAGUUAGUACUAGUAAACAACUGAUUAUGAAUGUAUUGUGAUUCCUUUUAAAAUCGGCGACCAAUUUAUGGGUUGCGGUGUCAAAGUACCUACUAUUUUGUUUACCCCUUAGAGUAAUUUUUCGCAUUAUUUUUGAUAUAUUUUUCAUAUAAAAAACACAUAUUAUUUUAAAAUUAUUUUUCUAAUUCAAAAUUAUAGCUGCUAACUUGAACCAUAAAAAAUUGUUCAUAAAGUUCAUUUCUGUGUAUUUGGUUCUUAUGUUUCAGUCCUAUUAAAACAAAAAAGAGUCAACAAUUUACCUCGUGAAACGUAAUUCUUGAAAAUAUAUUUUACUCCUUUGAUAUUUACUAAAAAUUUUAACAAAGCAAACGGAAAAUUACACGAGAUGGUGUUCCAACGAAGCAAGCUGACCCCCCUCCAGAAGAUAGGGGGUGCAGAUUACGAGGACAGCGAGGACGAGGAGUCAGAUGUGGUUGUGGGGGACUAUGGCAGUGACACAGAGGGGGGAAGGGGCGAUGUGACAUCGAGGCGCAGGAGGAAGCCGCUUACAUAUGCCGAGUUCCUCAAAGCUCAAGAUAGAGCCUUUGGACCCCAGGGAGCGAUAGACUCGAUGAAGGGGGUGGAGGCGAAGAAGCACUUCCCGCAGACGCCUGUGAAGAGGUCAAGGUCAGUGGGCAGUCUGGUAGAUGCACUCAGCACCACAAAAGACCUGGAGGAGGAGCGGAUGAACCAGCUACGCACUAUCGAGCAAAACAUAUCGCUAACCCGAGCCCAGAAGCGAGAUCUGCGGAGGCUAGAGGGAGACCUGAACAAGAACCAGUACCGCAUCAAAAAGUCAUUCCAGAAAUUCGAGUCAGUGGUGUCCAGUCGCAUGGACAAGAAAGACCAGCAGCUCAAGGGACUAGACCAGUCAAGUGCCAGAUCACUCCAAGAGUACUCACACAAACGCAAAGAGCGUGCCUUCACUCGGUUUGCGGAGAACAGAAACAAUCAAGUGAGCACUAGUAAGAGCAAGAGGAAGUCAGACCUACAACUAACAACCGUGGAACGAGCUUACAAGGCAAAGAUGGCAGAGCUGAAUCUGAAACAGUUGGAGAUUCAACGCAUCACGCAAGAAUUCACACAGAAACUCAAACGAAAAGAGGAGGAGGAGUUUAAAUUGAAGAAAGAGUUGGGCGAUUUGAGUCUGGCAGUGGCAUCUGAAUUGAAGAAGAAAGGAACAAUAGAUGAGGCCAGUGAAAAGGAGGUACAGAAGAGGAUGCGACAGAGGGAGAAGGAGGACCUGGAGCUUGAGAGUGGUUACGAGAGCUCCAAAGAGAAGUCGAUGAGAUUGAAGAAGAAGACAGAGAAUGAGAAGCAAAUGUUCACUCGUGCUCUGGAAAGUCGAAACAGAACUACUGGUGUCAAACAGAGAGAAACUGGUCGUGAGUUGAUGUCUACAAAAGUGAAGAUGGAAGACACGGGUGAACAUCUGAAUCACCUGAAGAAGACCCUCAAUGCCACCAAGACAGACCUCAACGCCAUCGCACUCCAGAACAGACUCAAGGCGGCGGGUGACCGUAAACAAGCUCUGGACGUGGACACUACACUUAGGAGCCAGUUCAAAACUGACAAACAGCUGGAGGACGCCGUAAUCAGAGCUUGGAACAACGAGAUAGACUCCCGCAGAUACGUCAUGGACGACGUCAAACAACGACUCGAGAAAGUGGUGAGUCAACGGGAGUCGAAGAGCAAGAACCUCUCGCAGGAUGUGCGGAGUCUGGGACUGGCGAGGAACAACCAGGAGAAACAAGUGAGGGAACUAGAGAGGAAACUGGAAAAGACCAGACUUGACAACCAGAGAAUGAUGUUGCAAAAGUUGGCAGAGCAAAAAGCGCAGGAGAGAAGGAUAGAGGAAGAGCUGUUGCGCAAGAAGGGUGACCUCACCAGUAUUCACGUGAAGAGAGAAGACAACUACCACACCCUUUUGAGAGAAAAGGAGGGACUGAGGAAGGACCAACAAGUACUCACUGGCAUCGAAAAGGAACAUAGAAGGAUACUUCAAGUUGCUGGCAGGACAGAUUCCAUGUAUUCAUAGUCCAAACUCCCUCUACAAUUGCAUGCUAAUUCCCAAAUCUGCAUGCCAGUACCUCGGAGGACUUGCAAAGCACAGAAAAUCAGCCGUCGAUGUUUCGAUCAAUUAACGAUCUAUCUGUAAACCUCAAACUAAUGAAAAUAUUUUUAUGUCUUCCAAAUUUUAUUUUGAACUCA